CAACGGUAAGCGACCGCCACAGCGCCUCCACCGCUCAGGCCUCGAACAUCCACGGACUCACUUUGCAAGCGACGCCCGGGAUAAGGCGCCCUCAGCCGGGCGGCGGUUUGCAAAUUUAGACCGGGGAUCGAGAGCUAAUGUUCACAAGGAGAAGAAUCACGUGAUGUAUGAAGGCAAACACAUACACUUCUCAGAGGUCGAUAAUAAGCCAUUGUGCUCCUAUAGCCCAAAGCUCUGUAAGCAGCGCCGGCUCAACGGCUACGCAUUCUGCAUUCGCCACGUUCUGGAAGACAAGACUGCUCCUUUCAAGCAAUGUGAAUUUGUAGCCAAGUACAACAGCCAGCGGUGUACAAACCCUAUCCCGAAGUCUGAAGACCGAAGAUACUGCAACAGCCAUCUGCAAGUUCUCGGUUUGGUGCCCAAGAAAGAGCGGAAGAAAAAGAAUGAGCAGCUAGAAGACGUGCGCUCCAGACUGCACCCUGAUGUUACCAUGGCAGUCAGCCUGGCAGUGCCCUCGUUGGCCCUGAAAACAGCAAAUGGUUUGGAUGGACCGACGCGGUCACCACAGAGGCCGCGGCUGUCCCUUCAGUACCUGGACCGCGAGAUUGACGACCCAUUUGCUUUCCCUGACGAUGAUGAUUGUGCGCUGAGGAAAGGAACUGUCAAACGGAAGCUUCAGACCAAACUGGCUCAGAACCGGCAGCAGCAGCAGCAGCGGCUGCUACGAGAGCCUGAUAUUUGCAGACUGCAAUCAGAGCACUUUAUCCCACACCCUGCACCUCCUCAGUCACUCUACCCCAGCACUCCCCCUCUCUCCAGUCCCCCACGACCUGCUGUACUGUCACUGGGCCUGCUAUGCAAACCCCCUUUACCCUCAAGCCCCAGCCUGCCACAAGCGGCAGCCCACGGUACAGUAGCAGCAACGCCUGCCUCACACUCGCCAAACGGAAAGCCCCAUCGGACCGCCUCUCCCCCUCAGCAAACGAAGUCGCCGCCUGUACUACAGCCUGCUGCUGUCCCAUCCCCAGCAGCUACCAAGGCAACAGACACUUCUAGGCCCAAUAUUUUUGUCCUGAAGGCUUCAAGCUCCACACCGGUCUGCAAACAGCACUUAGCCUGUGUGAACAGGCUAAAGAGACUAGCAAAACUGUGUGCUGAGAAGCAACUAUUACAUCGGGAUCUCUUUCCACAUUUAGGACUAGACUGGUCUGAGGACAGCGAGGAAGAAGAAGAGGAAGAUGAACGUGUGCCUCCUUGCCAGUAUGCUUGGACGUUGCGGGACAAGUGGUCAAAUGUUCACCCAGACUCCGAAGAUGAGGCGCGCAGCACGAGAAGCUUGAGAGUGUCCCGGCUCUGCACUUAUCUGCAGCACAGAUACACACAGCUCUGUCACAUGGAGCGAGCAGCAGCACGCCAACAGAGAUGUCGACAUGCCUUCCGAAGGGUCUUACUUCAGGCAGCCAGCAACGAACCUGAUUACGCUGGGCAAUUGCUUCAAGACCUCAGAACAGGACCCUCCACCCAAACCAGCAUGAAGCAGCCAGACCACAGAGUAGUGGAACCCGCACUGUGUACAGGAGCCAUCAAGGGCCAGCAUUGCCCCAACAUGUCUCUUCCAUACACCAGGCAUUGUUUUCAACAUAUCUUGUUGAGUCGCUCUCAGCAGCUGUUUUCAAGCUGCACGGCCAAGUUUGCAGAUGGGCAACAGUGUUCCGUUCCAGUGUUUGACAUCACGCACCAGACACCUCUGUGUGAAGAACAUGCAAAGAAAAUGGAUAAUUUCUUGAGAGGUGACAGUAACCGGAAAAUCCAGCAACAGAGAAAACCCAGGAAGAAAACCAAGCCUCCAGCACUUACCAAAAAACACAAGAAGAAGCGGCGGAGAGGUCCACGGCGGCCUCAGAAACCCAUUCCUCCAGCUGUACCCCAGGGCAAUCUUACCAUGCCUUCCAGUCUUGGCAUAUCAGUCACGGCCUCCCACAUCAGGGAUUCUUCCACCCCAGAACUAAGUGCUGAUGAAAUCCCUGAUGACAUCACCAAUGAGAUUACAGAUAUGCCAAAUGACCUAGAACUAAAUCAAGAAGAGUUGGCAGAAGUUCUUCAGCGAUUGCCUGAUGAUUUGCAGGACUUUGACCUUUUUGAAGGUAAAAACGGCGAGCUGCUACCCACGACGGAGGAGGCAGAGGAACUGGAGCGAGCACUGGAGGCGGUGACCUCGUACACCGCCUCGCUGGAAUGCCUGAGUUCAAUUGGGGAGCUGGCGCACACGGAUGGCGACGGUGACCAGGAGCUGUCAGGCAGAGGGAUGGGCGUAUUUGUGGCCGCUGCCUCAGGGAUCCCGGCCCUGGGAAGAGCAGUUAACAACGAGCUGGGAGACCUCCUGAACGGGCGCCUGUCCACUGAGAACUUCUCAAGCCUGGAGCUAGAUGAGAAUCUCCUACCCCCACCCUCAGCACUGCCCAGCCCGGCUAGUCAGGCGCAGGCCGCCUACACGUCUCCGUCAGCAGCGGGCUUGGCUGCCCUCGGGGAGCGGCUCUACCCACCUGCCCACUUCCACGGGCUACGUGCUGAUGCCAGCCGCGCUUCGCCCCGGGCCCAGGUGCUGGGUAAGGCCGAGGAGCUGCUGACAUCACGACCGCGCUGUGGAAGCGAGCAUUCACGCUCGUCGCCCUAUAGCAGCGAGCAUGCCCCCUCACCAUACAGUGAUCACGUGAGCUCACCACCCCGCCCCCAGUCGUUCCCAGGCGAUGGCCUGAGUGCACCGUUCUCACCUGACGUCACCUCUCUGCUGCCUGCUCACGUCCUGCCGGCUCAACUCGUCAACUCCCGGCCCCAGUGGGGCACCAUCAGCCUGAGCGACCCAGCUACCUUCAGCGGUCUGGUGACGUCCGGGCCUGAGGGCCGCCUCCUCUCCACCUCACUUUCCACCCCUCACUCACCCUCCACCUUCUCCAGUGCCACGGCGCCUGGCAACACCGUGCUCCUCAGCGGUCUGAGCCACGCCAGCUUUGGCGGCAACAACGGCGGAGGAGGUGCAAACCUGGCGCCCUCUUCACCCCCUGAGGUGUCGCCAGCCAACUCGGCAGCCAAGCAGCCACUGCCGCAGUUCAGCGCUGCCUUUGGCCCGCAGCUCGGCUCCCACAGCGGCAUCCCCAAGGACGUUCAGCCCACUCACAGCUCAAUAGCACCCCCCACAGGCUUCUCCGUAACUGUCUCCGCCACCAGCACGAACAAUGCCACGGCUCCGUUCAGCCCCUCACAGUGAAUCUACGCUGGGUCAUCGGGCGAAACAAGACCACCCCUGCCUCCUGCCUUGCAAGUGAGGGUCGACACGUUGCUCUGACUUUUUUGCCCAUACUGGUGUCUUGGAGUUGAAAGAUUAUCAACUAGUUUUAUUGCUUAAAAAACGCCUUCCCGUGUGGCGGUCGAAGGGGUAAAUGUAUCAGGAACCAAACUCUGCGAGAGCGUAAACUUGUGACCAAGCAGAGAUGCCAGUGAUUUCUACCCUUAAUGGUCAACAGAGCAAAAAAUGAUGAGUUAUGCUCAUUGUUGUAUUCAACCUUCCAAAAGGAACAAAAAAAAAUGCCUUUUGUAAAGAUUUUUUUGAACGAUAAACACAGAUCUCUUUGCACACCUGUUCACGUAGUAUACUUCUCUUCCAUACUUAAGUAUUUGAGAAACCUGCCCCUAUCAUUGGCAUCUCUGUGGCAAGCAGCAUUUUAGCAAAUCGGCAGCCAGACCACCUGCAGCAGUUGCCUGUGGCAGAAAUGGCAGGCAGAUUCCAGACUUCUGCCAACUUUUUACCAGAUAUUGCCAUUGCUUACCUGGAUAUUUUGCCAAGCAGCCACUGAGUUCAGGUAACUUUCUUUCCACCUUACUAGGGCCUUGUGUUCUUUUCGAAAAGGGGAUUGGUGACAUUUCUCCCCUUUCCUUUUCAGGGCUAAAAGAGCUUAAUACAUUCAGUUUGAGUAUAUUUUUUAUGUAAAUACAUUAGUACAUUUUAUGAUGACAUUACUUAUCUAUAAAACCAUUAAUGGCACACUGUUAAGUAUCAAACUCAAGGUAGAUGUUUGGCUCAUUGAGGCUUUUUAUAUAAUAAAAUGGACACAUACAUACCACAGAUGUAUACAGACAAACACACAAAGUUGUAGAUCAGGUGCCCAUGGUCUCUGCACAGACAUGCCCCAACACUGCUGUGACAUUCUCAAGCAAGGUGUAGAACUAACUUAUCAUUUUAUUUGGUAAAAUUCGAUCCUGAAACAGUCUAAAUUCUUCUGUGCAUGGACUACUAGCAAGCAAAUCAUUUCACUCAGCAAGGACACCAGGGCAGGUUUUAUGAAUGCCAUGUUUGUAGAAGCUCCAACUCCCAGGCUCAAAGUCAUGAAAAAGAGUUACCUUUGCCAUCUAGCUGAGCAUGGCACCUUUCUUCAACAACACCUUUCACCUUUCCUCUGCAGAUUUCUUUAUGCCUGCCCUUUAUUGAAGUGGCAUACGGACAUUAAGGCAUCAAUUAUUUUUGCUCCAAUUUGUACAUUUUUGUGAGUAGCCAGUCAGAGUUACCCUUCCCAAAACGGCAAGUGCUGCAUCUGGAUUAGACAUAAUCACAAUAUGAGAUGUUCACUGAAGCUUUUGUUGCAUUUUAGUUAGCUGGUAAAAUAACCUUUGGUAUUGGACAGAAACGAUAAUGAGGGUUUUUCUAGGGAUGGUGUGGAGUUAGCUGGGGUGGAUAUAUAUUUCUUCCAUUUCCUGCGACCCUUAAAAGCAGGGCUUUUGAGGUGUCAUCAGAUCCUUAUCUGCUUCAAAGCACAUGGAAUCCAAAUUUGCUCUCAAACCGAUCUGUUACUUUUAAUGUUCUCUGUGGCAAGUUCAUUUGCAGUCUGGGGGUGCUUAUCCCUGGCUUCCAGAAUUUAAUUGUUUAUUCCACUGCCUCAAGACCUGCAAAAACAAACUUGGAUGCAAGUGGCACAAAACAAAGCUAGCUAAAUUGUGCCAUCCACUGCUUUCUGCAAUGCAUCCAGUGUCUUCUAAUGCCAAAUAUGUCAGAUUUUUUGAGAGAAAGUUUAUUUAUGUUAAAGGCUUUGAAUAUGUAUAAAAUAUAUUCAGUGGACUAUAUGCGUGUGCAUCUUGUAGAGUUUUUAAAUGGUAUACUACAAUAGGGUUACCCCAGUUUUAACACCUUAAGUUAAUCACAUGUACACACACACAAACACACACAAUAUUGUAUAUAAUAUAUAUUGUAUCUAUUUACAAACUCCAAUGCCAUCUCCUUCCUUGAUUGCAACACAUCUAAAUUAAUUUCUGCAGCUCCUCUGUUAAACCCUGUUUGUUACUACACCAUCCAAUUCCCAAAGCAUUGUUCCCUUGCAAAUUUCCUGCUCUCUCAGAAUUUCCCAUCCACUUAAAAAGUAGAGAUUGAAAGAGCAGGGAAGAGUUUCAUUGAAACUUCUGAAUUGAGGAGCCAUCUCCAAUGCAUCUUGGAGAAGGUGUGCAGGAUUCCAAGUUGGCGGUUAUUUUUUUUAAUAAAGGUGACUUUGCAGCACAUCCUAUAACAGAUCUGUGCCAAAUACGUCUUGUGGAAGGGAUAUAUAAACAGAUCAUGCAUUUCCAAUAUUCAGUUUUAAUUUAAAUACCCAAAUUUAGUUAAACCCGAUGCUCUCUCUCAUCAUGAAAUAUGCAUUCUCAUUAUACUUUAGUUGUUUACCUAAUUGAUUGCCAUAAUGAAGUGCUUUAUUAUUGUGUGUUGGUUUAAAUCAAGUGAGAUCUAGUUUAAUAUUGCUUUGUGUCAGAUUUGGUUAGAGGGGAAGGAAGCAGUGAAUUUUCACUGUUGCGCUAUAGUGGGACUAGCUCUGUACAAGUGGUCCAGUUGCCUAGUAGGAGGAGAAAAUUAUGGGGGCUUUUUUGCUGUCUGUUUCACGUGAAUGGACGUCUUAAAGCUUGUGAAGUAGAGCAAGUGUGGAAAAGAAUCACGUUUGUAAUUCUGGCUAACUGGUUUUACAUUCCAGUUUGUUCUAGACAUGGUAUUCCUGUUGGAGUUGUGGCUGAGGGACUGGUGUGUGUGUUUAUAAGACCAUAAGAGAGAGAAGCAGAAUUGGGCCAUUCAGCCCAUCGAGUCUGCUCCACCAUUCCAUCAUGGCUGAUUUAUUAUCCACAUCAACCCAUUCUCCUGCCUUUUCCCCAUAGUCAUGAUGCCCUGACCAAUCAAGAAUGUAUCAACAUCUGUUUUAAAUGAUUUGGCCACUACAUCCAUCUGUGGCAAUGAAUUCCUCAGAUUCAUCACCCUCUGCUAAAGAAAUUCCUUUUCAUCUCUGUCCUAAAUGGAUGUCCCUCUAUUCUGAGGCUAUGCCCUCGGGUCCUAGACUCACUUACUGUUGCAAACGUCCUUUCCGCUUCCACUUUAUCUCGGCCUUUCAAUAUUCAAUUAGGUCCUCUGUCAUUCUUCUAAACUCCAGAGAGUGCAGGCGCAGAGCCAUCAAACGCUCAUCAUAUGGUAACCCUUUCAUUCCCAGAAUAAUUUUUGUGAACCUCCUCUGGACCCUCUCCAAUGCCAGCAUAUACGUUUGUAUUUUCUUAGAUAAAUGGGCCCAAAACUACUCAUAAUACUCCAAGUGCAGUCUGACCAAAGCCUUAUAAAGCCUCAGCAUUGUAUCCUUUUAUAUUCUAGUCCUCUCAAAAUGAAUGCUAACAUUGCAUUUGCCUUCCUUACCACCAACUCAACCUGCAAGUUAACCUUUAGAGAAUCCUGCCCAAGGAUUCCCAAGUGGGUUAUUGCCAGCAAGCAACUGAGUAAUUAUCUCCAAGCAGGGAGCCAUUUCAUCAGAACCCUUUCUAACAAUUCUGACAAAAAUAAACAGGUCAUAAGCUUCCUCCUCAAAUUCUGUUGGUGCAUUUCUUACCACUAACCUACUGCUUUGACUCUGGUUGCUACUUAACCCCAAUCUGUAACCACAUGUCUAUCACUCUCUAAUCUGUGCCUCCUCCUCUGACCCUUUGGUCUGUAAGCUUCUCCUUUCCUGAACAACACCCCCCCCCACCCAUCCCCGGGUGUAUUUAUGCAUCUCUUCAAUCAACCCUCCUCCUUCCCCAUUCUGUUAAUAUUAUUGUCUUCACUCUUUGGCCUGUGUGUUUCUCCAUCCUAUCUCCUGGUAUGUGUAUUUGGGUGUGGAUUACUUCUGGGCUAUUCUAUCCAUUAUGAUGGAAUAUUAUGCUUUCAUUAAAUUCCAUGUGUUUUGGUAAGACCACCACAUAGCUAUAGAAUUAGGGUGCCCUUGAUUUUCAGCCUACUAGACUAGGAAACUGCUGCUAUGACAUAGGUUGGAAUUGUGCUUUGAAUCUUAAUUCUGUGCAGCCUAUUAUUGGGAUCAUCAGCUAAUUGUGCAAUGUGUUAAUAUGUUGGGACCAAGCCACCCCACCAUCCCUACAAUGAAGUUCUUGGGCAAUAGUCCCACUCUUCCAGUUACUUGUCAGUGACCCUUCUCUAAAAAUUUUCAGAUUAUCUUUGAAUAAACUACAAUCUUAAAUUAUUCCAUAGCAUCUUAUCCUGACCUCUAGAGGAGCUCAUUUUGGUUUGUGUUUUGCUUCCUUGGUAGCUUAAAAGAAAGAAGUUAUCCCUGGCUUUUUCUUAAUCAUUUUAUUAAAAUAAACACACACUUGCUUUACUAUUUCAGUUUCUAUAACUGUGGAGCUGAAUUUCAUGUCUCUGAGAGAGGAAAUAUUUGGUUCUUGUUUCUUGUUGCACUGAAGUAAGGGUAUUCUUUCAGUGGUGUUACCUGACACAGGUCACGGUCCUUCCUCCAACAUUAAUUGUGUUCAAAUCAUUUAGUUUCUACUUUUGUUGUCCAGUUCCACUGGAAUGGUUUCCUGGCUACUGCUUAGCCUUUAAGGGUAGUAAACUGUGCAGCUUUGCCCCAGAUGCAUUCACUGAACAUUUGUCUUGUUCAUUAUUUAGCAGCACAGGUCCUGUCAGAUUGGAAGCUGUUUGCAAAAUGAGAGGGAGAGAUCUUUUGACAGAAGCUGUGAUUGGCCUGUGUGCGCAUCCUCGAUGCUGAUACAAGCAAAAGGUUUACUCAAAUGUCCAAGAGAUGUGCUUUGGUCUGACAGACACACUUGCCUAUGGUGUUUAAUAUCAGAGGUAAGAAUGUGAGGAUUAAAGAGUUACACAUGUGCCACACUAUGCUGUAGCAUUGUACCACUGUGCUUUCACCUUCAGGCUUAUGGAAAGAAGUUGGAUGAGUAGACUUUACUUGCUUUAAGCAGAAAUGAUGCUGUAUUGAACUACAUUUAAUAUGGAAAUUAUAGCAACUCUCAUCCAGAUUUCUAACUGUUGAAAUACAUGUUAGUGCCCUAAACAGCUUUCAUUGUAUGAAGUUCAGCUUAUUUUCCCAUUUUAAGCAUUGGUCCUUCUGCUUUGUUCUGCCCACCUCCAUGAUCAGCUUGCAGAGUUUUCAGAAAGCUCAGUGGGCCUUAUGUUCCCUCUGUUUGCUCAGUUAAUGUUGCUGAAGUGGUCCCAGAUGUUACCAAAAGCUCCUAACACCUGACUCCCUGCUUUGGUUGAAUUGAUAUAUGGCAUUUAAGGGAAUGAUUUAGUUCAAAGAGCUGUGGGGAAGUGCUGUGUCACAAGGUUAACUCAUAUCGCCUGCACCUUUAAGAUGGAGCACCCCAAUGGAUUUGUAAACAAGGCCAGAGUUAUUUUUUGCUCAGACUGAACUAUUCACAAGACCUUUCCUGAUAUCAACAAGUGGGUCUGAUAUCAGCUUCCCUUUUACCAGUCAGUUCCCUUUUUGUUAAGGAUUACCAUCAAACUUGAAAUUUUGCUGCAUGUUUACCUUACCUAUCCUCAUUAGCAUCUUCCAGUUUUAUUUGCCUUGUACCCAAUACCCAUUGCCUGCCAAUAAGUAGUAGUUUCACUUGCCCAGUUGGCAUAACUUGGAUGCUCUGUUUUCCCUUUGAUCAGUAGGUUCCAGGCACAAACUGGCAAAACUCGGCUGAAUAAUUUCCUCCCAGCAUUCUAGUAUAAAACCACAUGUUGGGUCAGAGAACAUUACACCAAGCCAGCUCCUAGCUUGGCUACAUAUUCUCAAGGGAUUCUACAGGUGCCAGAGGAACUCAGCAGGUCAGGCAGUAUCUAUGGACUUCAUCAGGCCAGUCCUAAUGAAGGGUCUCUGCCUGAAAUAUUAGCUGUUCAUUUCCCUCCAUAGAUGCUGCCCGAUCUGCUGAAUUACUCCAGGAUUUUGUGUGUGUGUGUUUGUUGGUCACAUAUUGGUUUGCAUUGAACAGCUAGGAAAAAAACUGUGUUGGAUGAUUUUGAGCACCUGGUGUUUUGUUCCACCAGAUAUGAAAGGCCAAGAAUAAAAUCUUAGCCAAAUUGGAGUGAUUUAUUUAUAAAUAUAUUAUAAGCAAUGAGCUUUGAAUUAUUAGCAACUAGUGUGAAUCAUUUGAAGUACACGACAAGGCCAUUCAGAUGUUGGAAUGGAGAGGGUAAUCCCAGCAGUUAACACAAAAUUCUGGAACUGAAUUCCCAAACACAUGCUACCCAAAGAAGUGAAUUGAAGAACUUCAUAGGAAAAAAGCCAUACUGAGUUUCAGUCAACACUUGAUCAGAUAAUAACUUUUACCAUCCAUCGUUGGAAAGGAUCUUUAUAUUAAUUGCAGGACUCAGCACUACAAUGAUUUGUCCUUUCAGUUGUUAUUUUUUCAAGCAUGAUUGUUAUAAUCUCAGGCUUGUCAAAACACAAUGACUUGUGUUUUUGUGCACAUAACUGUUUUCAGUCUUGUUUGUAGUGCAGACUGAGCAGAUUUGUGACAAGGAAUAUUUAAUAUUGGGAUGAACUGUAGAGAUGGUAGAUAGUGAGCAGGGGGUUAGCUAGUAACUCUUCACCUUUAGGACAGGAUCACACUUCAUUCAGAUAAAGACCCCCUCUAUAAGGUGCUUGGUGUUUACAGUGAGCUUAAAACAACUUGGCUUAAGAUCAAACUCGGUGAGAUGAAAGCCCUACUUGAUAUGUCAGUGAUGAUAAAUCUGGUUCUGAUUGUAGUUUGGUCUACUUUCCAAAGACAGACAAAGCCACCCCCACAAUCUCUGAACAAGAAUGUCCCAUCAGGAUGUAGCAGGCUUAUAAAUAUUUAUAAACAGUAUGAGCAAAGGUUAGUAACACGUGAAACACUUUUAAUAGUAAUACAAAUGCACUAUUGAGUUGCAAUCCAGCAUUUGAACCAUACUACACCAUACUCUGAUCAGGCAAUAAUCUUCAGAUCAAGGUAAGUUUGACUCAAUAUUUAAUUGAGACUUAAUAUUUUAAAAGGAACUUCUACCCUGCCGUGUAAAAGGAAAGAAAUGCAGAUACAUUGAAUGUUGACUGCAUUUAACAAGCAGCUGAUCACGGAGACAUGGGUCAUUGUGUGACUGUAACGUAGCCUGAUUUUUGCGGCAUACUGAUUGACUUGAGGAUUUACUGCUGUCAUAAGCCCAUCACUUCUUGUGAGUAUGACUUACUUUUCCAGUGGACUGGAUGGCCCUGCUGUUUUUAUUGGAACAAAUUUGGACCCGGAUAGUGUAUACAGAUUGGCUCACAGUUGUCACUUGUCUCUGACAAGUUUGUAUGGUGUAACUUUGAAAUAGGAACUGAAUGAACACAAACUAUAAUGUUCUAAAGGUAAAUACUAAGUUGAUAAAUUUCUAUUUUAAUACUUCCAGCUCUUGGACCAGGUGUCAAGUCACAGGUUGUCAGAGUGCUUUUGGUUCUUUUAGGCAUCACAAUAUAUAUGGCAAAAGAGAGUAAAUGUUAGUAGCAGUGUGUCAGCUGCAGGUUGACAAUAGAAUUUACAAUAAAAGAUCUAUUUUCUAUCGGAGUCUACUUUAACAGAGGCAAUAUGAACUGCAGUAAUUAGAGCUACAGCAAAGUUUCACAACAAAUGUAGAGUUAUUUCUCUAGCAACAUACAGUGAGUGGAGUACAUACAGUAGUUUCAUAUCAAUGUAUGUGAUGUCAGUCAAAUCACCUACUGUAGUGUCUCCAAGCAUAGGUGACAAGGAAAUUAGUCUCACAUCUUUACUCUGCCCCAGACUUGCGUUAUUACUAUUGCAGUGUUUUAUUAAUCUACAUAAGGGCAAUCUUCAUUUUGUUCAUAACCUGAAUGGGAUGACCUGGUAAUUUAUCCUUUUAUUGACAGUGAAAGUCAUUGCUUUCUCUAAUUGUAUAUUUAUUGAUUUCUCAAUGAAACCCUUUUUAGAACUUUAAAAAAGUUCAAAGCAAGUGAUGCUGAGUGAUAGAUUCUUAAUUUUCAUACAUAUAUAUAUAUAUAAAAAAUUUAUAAUAUCUUAUUUCUUAUUAGGAGGAAAAGGUGAAGGCCUGUAUGUUAAGCUUGUAUAUUGAGCGUAAACAUAAAGCCAUCCUGACAUUUUCCUCUUAUGUUCUCAGGUUUAAUAUAUUAAAAAAAUAUAGGCAGGGAGGAGAGAAUGGAAGACAGUUAGCAAUGAGAGAAUUAUUUUUAAUUCCACUUUUAUUAGAAUUUUGCAGGAGCUAAAUGCCUAACAUCCAGAGAUGGUCUGUUUAAAAAGCAGCAGGAACAGAACAAGAACAUAGAAGCUGAUUUCUUAUGGAUGUGUAGAUUGUGGGAUUUCUCUUGUAAAGUGCCACACUUUUGGCACAAUAGUUGCCAGCUUCUCUUGUUGUUUUACUAUCUUAAACUGAGGCAGCAAUGGUUAUUAUGGAUAAGCUAUAGAGACCAAGUUAGAAGCACAAGUAGCCUGUGUUUUAUAUCACUUUCCCAACCAUGCACUGUACUUGGUGGGAAUACUGUCUGCUCAGUAAGUCACAGGUAUGGGAAUACUUGUGCACAGCUCUGUGAAACUUCCAGUGAUGUUUUUGUGAUUUAAGGGCAUGUAGUGGCAAUAACACAAGUUGUAUUUUAUAUAAAGUUGUGCAUAUAAUUUUUAAAACAAUAAACUUACAACUCACUAGAAGUAGAUUUAACCAAACUCUAGAAAUGUGUGUAUGCAGUUUAAUUUGAGAGGCCUGGAUUGUGUUACCUUUACCUCUUUCUCAAGCCCUUUUCCUUUACUAACCCUAUAAUAUUAGAGGUCUCAUCAGGGUUUGAAAAUGUCGCCCCUGAGCAGGAUUAUAUUAAGGUGGAGACCCACUACUUGUAAUCUCACUGUGUGUCUUCCUAUCUUGACCUUUGAAUGAGGUAUGGUGUCAUCACUGUGUGUGUGUGUGUGUGUGUGUGUGUUUUUGUUUGUUUGUAUAUACAGGUGUGCAUAUCCAUACAGAUGAAAGAACUCCCUCCAUUUAUAUCCUGGGCCCCACUGCCUCUUAAUUCAAUGUCCAGAACUAGGUUCUUCCAUGAAUUAGGGAGAAUCCUUAUGGAUCCAUGGAAAUUGCAUCAUAUUUUGUAGUUUCACUACUGUACGAGAGUAAUGUCCCUAAAGGCAAGCCUGUGCAUAUAAAUUGGAUGUGACUCAUGCUGGACAUGUGUUUUUUAAGAUUAGCUGGUCAAGCAACAAAGGCAUCAGUAAAGCUUUUACUGUAUCAACUCAAACAAAAUUUAGUGUUUCUAAUUUUUAAAUGGAACUUAUAACUAAUCCCCCAAAGUAAACUUCAUAAAGAAGAGCUUUUGAGGUGAGCUGUGGAACAUGGAUAACAGUUGUUAAUCCAUAAUCCAUAGUUUUCUAAACUGAAUUCCUGGAGCGAAAAAAAGAUCUCACUAGGGUUAUCAGCCAGUUAGCUCUAAUCAGACAAACAUUCAAAAAAAUCCAACUUAAAUCUUUGCAGCAACUUUUGGAUUCCGUGCACCUUCUGUCCUUUGGAUGUCAGGGACCUGUGCAGGAGUCAAAAAAAACAACAUAUUGUGCUAAAAUAAUCUGAACAAGAACAGGAACUGUUGGAAGUAUUCAAACCCCAGUUAGACUGAGAAUAGUUCCCAUCCUGCCACCUUGUGAAGGUCCUCAAUAACUGAUGCAGGCAGAUUUCCAUGUGCUUCUAUCAAUUAUCUCAAAGCACUUAAUUGUAUUUUCAAUUUUUCAAAACAAAUGUGGGAAAACAUCAUUAAAAAUGAUGGUGAUCCCUCAUUCCUCUGAAGGAAUGACAUUUCAAAUGAGUUGUGUUAACGGAUUGGUGAUUACAGGUUUCAUUUGAUGCAUCGUGCUCUCUUAUGCCUCUUAUUGUGCAUUUAAAAGGGCAAUAUUCUUUGAAAGCACUCAACAUCCCUAGGACACAUUGUAGUUCUGGCUGGGAUAGAAGAAAAUAAAAUAUUUUAAAUCACUAAUAUUUCAGUGAGUAGCGUAUCCAAAAGAAAAUUCCUAUUCCACCAUCCUGCCCUGACUGUACCUGGUAUUUGCCACAAAGUGCCCAGUUUUAAAUCUCAUCUGCUCACAUUAUUGUUAUCCCAGCUCCACGAAUGGUUUAUAUCAGGGACUUUAUGGCAAAAGAAUACAGCACGUGGAAAAAUACAACAGUCCUACAAACUGAUUCAGCAUACAAAAACAGAAGAGGUGGCUCCAAUUUCUUAUACUCAAUGAAUGUACUGUAUUUCUGUUUUUAAAUGAUAGGGCGAGCUAAUAAUUAAAUUAGUCACCUUUUGUUAUUGUCCUUGUUUAAUUUGUUUAAGGUAUUUUUUGUAUACAAAAGUUUACAUUUUUUAUGUAUAUUUUUCUGUGUACAAACUAUGUAAUAUGUGUAUAAACACUGUAUGUAAUAUCUGUAUAUAGUGUGAUAAAUGAUCUUUGUUUGAAUGUAUAAAUAAAAACUUGCU
Mobula hypostoma (lesser devil ray) is the source of this 13745-nucleotide messenger RNA. It is a transcript of the gene ino80db, whose product is annotated as INO80 complex subunit Db. Gene Ontology annotation, cellular component: nucleus. The coding region runs from base 164 to 3265 and encodes 1033 amino acids. The record is from RefSeq and is a predicted model, not a curated record. Lineage: Eukaryota; Metazoa; Chordata; Chondrichthyes; Myliobatiformes; Myliobatidae. The transcript has 10 exons.